Molecule: messenger RNA, 3672 nt
Organism: Maudiozyma barnettii
Lineage: Eukaryota; Fungi; Ascomycota; Saccharomycetes; Saccharomycetales; Saccharomycetaceae
Gene: SMC1
Product: cohesin subunit SMC1
Exons: 1
Coding region: 1-3672 (1223 amino acids)
Biological process (GO): sister chromatid cohesion
Cellular component (GO): nucleus; chromosome; cohesin complex
Molecular function (GO): DNA binding; protein binding; ATP binding
Source: RefSeq, a predicted model, not a curated record
AUGGGACGUUUACUGGGGCUCGAACUACACAAUUUCAAAUCAUACAAAGGUACUACAAAAGUCGGGUUUGGAGAAUCCAAUUUCACUAGUAUCAUCGGACCUAAUGGGUCAGGUAAAAGUAAUAUGAUGGACGCCAUAUCCUUUGUCCUGGGCGUACGCAGUAGUCAUUUGCGGUCUCAUCAACUGAAAGAUUUGGUGUAUAGAGGACCCUUACAGGAGAAUUCUAUGGAUAGCCUUGAUGAUGAUCAAGAAGAUAAUGAAAAUGCUUAUGUAUGCGCAUUUUAUAAGAAAGAUGAUAGUAUAGUAAGGUUGCAAAGAAAUAUUUCGAUACAUGGAGAUAGUGAUUAUAGGAUCGAUGAUCAGAUUGUAUCUUAUAAAGAAUAUUCGAAAUGGUUAGAAAAUGAAAAUAUUCUUGUUAAAGCAAAAAAUUUCUUAGUGUUUCAAGGUGAUGUUGAACAAGUCGCAUCUCAAUCACCAAUGGAUUUAUCUAAAUUGAUUGAAGAAGUCUCUGGCUCAAACCAAUACAAAACCGAAUAUGAAUCUUUAAAAGAUGAAGUUAAUAUAUUAGGAAAAGCUACCACUGAUGCUACUAAAAAUAGUAAAAGAGCUGAAAAUGAAUUGAAGACUUUAGAACAAGGAAUAAAUCAAAAUAAUGAAUAUAAAGAUAACGUCAAACAAAAAAAAGUUUUACAAAAACAUUUUGCAUUAUGGCAAUUAUAUCAACUAGAACAAACUCGUCAAUCGUUUAAAACAGCUAUCAAAAAAUCCAAUGAGAAGAUUAAUCAAUUGCAAAAGAAAAUGAAAGAUGAAGAACGUAGUUUGAUAAGAUCUCAAAAAUUGGUUUCUCGUGAUGCCACUAGUAUCACUAAGAAUAAAAGUACAUUAGAAUAUAUUCAAAGAGAUCAUGAGAAAUUGAUCUCGGAUUUAAAAUUAGUUCAUUUACCACAACAAACUACUAAGAAACGUAUAGAUUCAAUUGAACAAAGAAUAGCUACUUUUCAAAAAGAUAUAGAGAGACAAAAAUCUUAUAUUGAAAGAUAUGAGAAACAAUUGAAAGUCACUACUAAAACAAAAUCGACUUUUCAAGAAGAAAUUAAAGAGAAUAAUAAGAAUCAAACUCAAUAUCAAUUAUCAAAAGAAGAUUUAAUAGAAUAUGAAAAAUUAAAUGGUAAAUAUUUGGCACAAGGUGGUGCUCCCCUUGAAGAAACUUUAGCUUUAUUAGAAAAUGAUAAAGAAGAAAUUACUAUAGAACUGAAUAGAUUUGAAAACGUCUUAGAGACAACUCGUGAAAAGAUUAAUAAUGAACUUCAAAUUAAUUUAGAAGAUAAAAAAUUACAAUUAGAAGCAUUGACAUCUUCAUUAAAUGAUAAAAAUGCGCAACAUACAGAAAGAGUUAAUGGACUAAAGGAUUUACAAUCCCAGAUAGAAUCCAAUAGUAACAAAGAAUAUGAUUUAAAUUAUAAACUAAGAGAAACGUUAGUUAGAAUCGAUGAUUUAAGCGCUAAUCAAAGAGAAUCGUUAAAGGAGAAAAAGACCCGUGAAAAUGUCACUACAUUGAAAAGAUUUUUCCCAGGGGUUAAGGGUCUUGUUCAUGAUUUAUGUCAUCCAAAGAAGGAUAAAUAUGCGUUGGCCGUCUCAACUGUUCUUGGUAGAAAUUUUGACUCCAUCAUUGUGGACUCUAGUGCUACCGCUCAAGAAUGUAUCUCAUAUUUAAAGAAACAAAGAACAGGUGCGGCAUCUUUCAUUCCAUUAGAUACAAUUGAAUCGGAAAUCGCUUCAUUACCUGUAUCAGGUGGUGGUAGCGGUUAUAUAUUGGCCAUUAAUGCUAUGGAAUACGAACCACAAUAUGAAAGAGCUAUCCAAUAUGUUUGUUCUAAUACUAUUAUCUGUGAUACAUUAGAUAUCGCCAAAAGUUUGAAAUGGGAACAAGGAAUCAAUUCAAAAUUGGUUACAUUGGAUGGUUCAUAUAUUCAUAGAGCUGGUCUAAUGACGGGUGGUACAUCAAAGAAUCAAAACAAUAGAUGGGAUAAAGAAGAAUAUCAAAGUCUAAUGACUUCGAAGGAUAAAUUGUUGAUGGAAAUAGAAGACUUGACUGCCUCUACAUUGUCUGCAUCAUUGAAGGCUAGAGAUCUUGAAAGUGUUAUCUCUAUGUUAAACUCCGAGAUUGCAAAUAUUCGUAUUAAUUUAACACAGACCAAUAGAGUCAUUGAUGAUAUGAAGGUUGAAUUAACAAAUCAAAAUGAUUUAAUUGAAAGAGAAUAUUUACCAAAAAUUGUUUCAUUAAAGGAAAAAAUUCAAGAAUUGGAAAAUAUAAUAAAUAGCAAGACCCAGGAGAAAGAAAUGCUACAAGAUACAAUAUAUAAAGUAUUAACUGAUAAGGUUGGUUUCACUAUUAAAGAUUAUGAGAAUCAUUCUGGAGAACUAAUGAGAAAACAAAAUAAAGAAUUGAAUCAAUUACAAAAAGAAAUAUUAACUGUAGAAAAUAAAUUACAAUUUGAAGUAGAAAGAUUAGCCACUACAGAGAAAAGAUUUGAAAAAGCACAAACUGAUUUACAAAAGACCAAGGCCGAGUUAAAAUCACUUCAAGAUGAUGAAACACACGCUCAUUCUAAAAUAACUAAGAAUGAAACCAAGAUACAAGAACAAAAUGAAGAAAUUUCCAACUUACAAGAAUCUUUAAUUGCUAAACAACGUGAAUUGGCCAUUGCUGAGGAUCGUGUCACUGAUUUGGAGUCACAAAUAGAGACACAAACACGUCACAUAGAUGAGAUUAAUGGUGAUGGUGAAAAAAUAGAAUUAGAAAGAGUUGGUAUAUUACAAAAUUGUAAGAUAUCAGGUAUUGAAAUUCCUGUUCUUUCUGCAACCGAUUUGGCAGAUCUUCCAAUUGCUCAAAUUGAUGAUACAACCCUAGAUAUAUCACAAAAACUUGAUAUUGAUUAUGAUGAUUUACCUAAGAAAUAUAAAGAAAAUAAAGGUCAAUCUACUCGUUCAGAAUUUAUUUCAAAAAUUAAGAAUGCUGAAGAAAAAUUGAGUGUUUUGCAACCUAACGCCAGAGCAUCAGAGAGACAUGAUGAUGCAAUGGAAAGGUUCAGGGAGAUUAACCAAGAGAGAACCGAUUUGAAAGAAAAAGAAAAUAGUGCUAUGAAACGUUUCCGUGAGGUAAAAUCUGCUAGAAAGAAUCUAUUUGAGAAGGCCUUUGAUCAUGUUAGUGAACACCUUUCAGCCAUCUAUAGAGAAUUAACAAGAAAUCCAAAUUCUUCUAUGGAACUAAGUGGUGGUAACGCAUCUUUAACUCUAGAGAACGAAGAUGAACCAUUUAACGGUGGUAUUAGAUAUCAUGCUACACCACCAUUAAAGAGAUUUAAAGACAUGGAAUACUUAUCAGGUGGUGAAAAGACUGUUGCCGCAUUAGCUCUAUUAUUUGCUAUUAAUUCAUAUCAUCCAAGUCCAUUCUUUGUAUUAGACGAAGUCGAUGCAGCAUUAGAUAUUACUAAUGUAGAGAGAAUUGCUAUGUACAUUAGAAGACAUGGUAAUCCUGAUUUACAAUUCAUUGUUAUAUCUUUGAAGAGUUCAAUGUUUGAAAAAUCAGAUGCAUUAGUUGGUGUCUUUAGACAGCCUGAUGAAAACACAUCAAAAGCUGUCACCUUAGACCUAAGAAACUACGCAGAUUAA